AUGCUCCCUCGGCACUCCUCUCUCGUCCUUUUCCUUUUCCUACUCCCCAGCAUCCCCAUGGAGCCCCAAUCCCCACCUUCCACCUUGCCCCCAUUUCUGGCCCCUGAGUGGGACCUCCUGUCUCCCCGAGUGGCCCUGUCAAGGGGCGCCCCUUCUGGGCCCCCUCUCCUCUUCCUGCUGGAGGCUGGAGCCUAUGGGGAGCCGGCAGGGACCCCAGCCAACCGCAGCCGGCGUGGGGUGAGUGAGACUGCGCCCGCGAGCCGCCGGGGUGAGCUAGCCGUGUGCGACGCAGUGAGUGGCUGGGUGACGGACCGGCGGACGGCUGUGGACUUGCGUGGGCGCGAGGUGGAGGUGCUGGGCGAGGUGCCUGCAGCAGGUGGCAGUCCCCUGCGUCAGUACUUCUUCGAGACGCGCUGCAAGGCCGAAAGCGCUGGGGAAGGUGGCCCGGGUGUGGGCGGAGGAGGUUGUCGCGGUGUGGAUCGGAGGCACUGGCUCUCAGAAUGCAAGGCCAAGCAGUCCUAUGUGCGGGCGUUGACUGCAGACUCCCAGGGCCGCGUGGGCUGGCGCUGGAUUCGGAUUGACACAGCUUGCGUCUGCACGCUUCUCAGCCGAACAGGCCGGGCCUGAGGGCCCCAGCUUGAGGAAAAAGGAGCUGGAUGCUAAAGGACCUCAGAGGCAACCCGGCUGCUUAACUGUGCCUUCUGAUUGAGAACUGAAAAAAAUCAAAUACCAUUUGUGAGUUCAGUCUACGUGGAAUGUUUGAUGAAACCAAACAGUUUUAAGAGAUGAAUAGUUCUCCUGGAGGAACUUGACAGUAAUAAUAAUAGCCAAUGUUUGCAAUCUACUGUUUAUUAGACCUAAGACAUCACUCUGCUGACCAUUCCAAUACCAGAGGACCCUGGCCCACCCUGGCAAGAGAGAAAGGGACAUGUGAAAAAGUGAUGUAAACAGG
This is a messenger RNA of Arvicola amphibius (Eurasian water vole), 952 nucleotides long. It is a transcript of the gene Ntf4, whose product is annotated as neurotrophin 4. Gene Ontology annotation, cellular component: extracellular region. Bases 1 to 627 code for a protein of 208 amino acids. Gene Ontology annotation, molecular function: nerve growth factor receptor binding; growth factor activity. Gene Ontology annotation, biological process: regulation of neuron differentiation; nerve growth factor signaling pathway; neuron projection morphogenesis. The transcript has a single exon. Lineage: Eukaryota; Metazoa; Chordata; Mammalia; Rodentia; Cricetidae. The record is from RefSeq and is a predicted model, not a curated record.